UUCAUAGACCCCAUUCUACCGAUUAACGCCUCAACCCCCCAGACGCCUCCUAGUUCGGCGAAAGAAUUGCGAGGAUCCUACCGACUUUUAUCACGCAAUUUAAAACGAGGCCCAGACGAUUUUAAAGGGCUAACUAGUCCAUCGAGGAAAAAGAAAAGAGCGAAUAAGAAACCCAACCAUCUUGGACCUAGUAAAGUGGAUGCAAAUUUAACAGCGGAUACAGUCACAACGAAUACCAUGUCCGCAGCUGAUGACACCACUUGCACAUCAUCGCCAACCGAUUCCUUGGUGCUGGGUGCGCAAUCCCACCUGCCGACCUUGUUGAACCCUGUAAAAGCGGUUGACACCAUGACAAGUAUAUUAUGGAAUUGCGUGAAGCUCAAUAAUACUAUUAGCAAGUAUGGUCGGCAAACUCAGCAAAUCUGGUCCACCACAGAAGUCGAAAAAAUGCGAUUGUACGUGGACGAUAUCGCGCAACGUGAAUAUGAAGAGGCGAAGCUGGAGGUGCAAGUAAUGGAGACAAGGAAGACCGUGCUGGGAGCGGAGCAUCCCUCCACUCUGACCAGCAUGGCAAACCUGGCAUCAACCUACCGGAAUCAGGAUCGAUGGAAUGAAGCUGAGAAGCUGGAGGUGCAAGUAAUGGAGACAAGGAAGACUGUGCUGGGGGCGGAGCAUCCCGACACUCUGAGCAGCAUGAAUAACCUCUCCUAUACUUGGAGAUCUCAGGGGAAAAUACAAGAUGCAUUAGCUCUGAUGAAACAAUGCUCUCAUUUGAGAAACAAAGUAUUAGGGUCCAGCCACCCGCAUUCCGUGUCAUCCUCUCGUUCUCUUAAUGAUUGGAUGGAUGAGUAUAAUUCAUUAAGAGAUCAAACACCGCUCACUGAGAAUAGUUGUCUACAGCCUCUGCGAGAAGUUUUAGCAGACUCUACAGCAGCUGUGCAAAACUCCCAAGCCACCCGUGGAAUCAAUCUUACUUAUGCCCCAGCUGUUAAAUUAUUCCUUGGAAAUCACCCGCUCAUCAUAGCUGCUAGAACACCCUCGCCUAGGGCCGAAGGCCAAGACAUACAAGAUGUGGAUUAG
Talaromyces stipitatus ATCC 10500 is the source of this 1080-nucleotide messenger RNA. Its product is annotated as kinesin, putative. NCBI's taxonomy places the organism in Eukaryota, Fungi, Ascomycota, Eurotiomycetes, Eurotiales, Trichocomaceae. The record is from RefSeq and is a predicted model, not a curated record. The coding region runs from base 238 to 1080 and encodes 280 amino acids. The transcript is spliced from 3 exons. Gene Ontology annotation, molecular function: protein binding.